This is a messenger RNA of Xiphias gladius (swordfish), 2936 nucleotides long. RefSeq names its product ESF1 homolog. The record is from RefSeq and is a predicted model, not a curated record. NCBI's taxonomy places the organism in Eukaryota, Metazoa, Chordata, Actinopteri, Istiophoriformes, Xiphiidae. The transcript is spliced from 13 exons. Gene Ontology annotation, biological process: cilium assembly. Gene Ontology annotation, cellular component: centriole; non-motile cilium. Bases 212 to 2824 code for a protein of 870 amino acids.
CACAAACACGAAGAAGAGCUGGCCGGAAGUGUAGCGCACCAGGCGUCGUUUUUAAAGCUCGUUAACGGCCGUUGUCUUGGUGCCGUGCCCGUGAAACUUAAACACGACUACUUCUGGUCAACGUGGCCGUUCAUUUUAGCAUAAUGGUUUCGGUAUAAUCGGUCUUCGCGCAGAUUUUACACUACCUCCUUCACUUAGAGCUGGAAAUAUUAUGGACAGUCUGGAUUUCUCAGAAGAGGAAAUUCAAGAACAGCUGGCGAUCCUGGGCUACAAAAACAUACCAAAACACAGGCUGCAUGAAUUCAAGCAAGAUCUCAGUGAACUGAUUCGGCAUGGAGCAUUGGAAACCCUCGCGUCAUCCGACCAGAUAAACUCCACCAAAACUCAUCCAGCCACAUCUAAACAGAGUCCUCCCGCCUACACCAAAGAAAAAGUUACUCAGUGCUACUUUAAAGGCCCUGGUGAAAGAUUUUUCUUACAUGCAUCCAAAGCAGGCGAUGAGAGACAGGUGCUCGCCACCUGUCAGAACAGAGACUACGGGCGGCAGCAGGAACACUGUGACUCGUACGCUCAACACUCGGUGGCACCAAAGCUCCAGCUGCCUCUAGGUGCCCCCACCAGACUGCAGGUGGAGUCGGACCUUGAGGACACCCUCUACCCGCCGCUCACAGACAGCUACACAUCCUCCCCAGACACCCAGGGGAGACGCUUCAUCACGAGGAAAGUCCUCAGGAAACAUAAAGGACAGUCUCUCGUCUGCGAUGAAUCAGUCUACAGCGAAGACUCAGAUCACACACUGGCGCACACCUCAACAAGAUUGCAAGUCGCCACCAUGUACAAAAUGUACAACACUCAGUGGGACGAGGGGAGAGACGAUGACAAGAAUUCCCUCAACUCCUCUUUUUGGUCUGAGGGAGAAAAUCAGGAGGAGGAGGAGGAGAUUGAGCGAGUGGUUAAAGAGGAAGAUUCCAAUCCUGUAGAUGAGGCCGAAGACUCUAUCCAGGAGGCUUCAGAGGAGGACAAACCUGAGCUGACCACCCAGGGGAACUUCACUGGAAAAAGUUUGGAAGAUGGAAGUAAUGAGGAAGAGGAGGAGGAGGAGGAGGAGGAGGAGGAGGAGGAGGAGGAGGAGGAGAUUGAGCGAGUGGUUAAAGAGGAAGAUUCCAAUCCUGUAGAUGAGGCCGAAGACUCUAUCCAGGAGGCUUCAGAGGAGGACAAACCUGAGCUGACCACCCAGGGGAACUUCACUGGAAAAAGUUUGGAAGAUGGAAGUAAUGAGGAGGAGGAAGAGGAGGAGGAGGAGGAGGAGGAGGAGAUUGAGCGAGUGGUUAAAGAGGAAGAUUCUAAUCCUGUAUCUGAGGCCGAAGACUCUAUCCAGGAGGCUUCAGAGGAGGACAAACCUGAGCUGACCACCCAGGGGAACUUCACUGGAAAAAGUUUGGAAGAUGGAAGUAAUGAGGAGGAAGAGGAGGAAGAGGAGGAGGAGGAGAAGAUUGAGCGAGUGGUUAAAGAGGAAGAUUCUAAUCCUAUAUCUGAGGCCGAAGACUCUAUCCAGGAGGCUUCAGAGAAGGACAAACCUGAGCUGACCACCCAGGGGAACUUCACUGGAAAAAGUUUGGAAGACGGAAGUAAUGAGGAGGAGGAAGAAAACUGCAGCAGCAGUUCUAGCAGUCCAGCUCCGAGUCUGAUGACCUCUGGCUAUGGCACCUACAGACCAGAGGAGCAGGAGGGAGGAGACUACAGAGACGACCACACCAUAACCGAGUUUGACCAAGACAGUCGAGCAGACCUGUCUGAGAUGACAGACCACGAAGGGGACGAUCGUUCACUUUGCAGCUUCGGCAGGUUUGACUUUGAAUCCACAUGUGAGCCAGACUACGACGAGACUCGCCCAGUAAGUGUUUUAGAAGACAACGAACCCGAAGAGGAUCUAGACCAGGCCUAUGACGAGAAAUUUGAAGAUCUACACGCAGAGUCCGAAAACAAAGACGUGACUAAUGAGAGAUCAGAGCAACAACACCGCCACCACAUUGCUGCUAACGAAGACAGAUUAUUGGCGGACGAGACGCGUUUGGAACAUGGGAGUGAUCCUGAAGAGGGAACACAGUAUGAAAAGCUUCAAGAGGAGGUGCAAGACCUUAAAGAGGGCAAUAAUGUGGAGAAACAGACCGAGGACAAAGUGGAGUCUGAAGAUCUUGCCGAGUCUUCAAGCAACAAGGACAUAAAGUUCAUCGACUCCAAAGCGGACUUUAGCUGGAUGAAGUACGACAAGAUGUGUGAGGAGUGGGAAGGAAACCUCAGGCGGAAGAAGGAUGCGUCGAGCUGCCUGGAGGAACGACUGGCGGAGCUUCGCCUGUCCGCGUCCGCCCAACACGACGCCGAGACGGAGGACGAAGACGCAACCGGCCAGAGUGACGCGCACGGCUCCGAGUCCGACGGCAUCUCUUUGAGUGCGUUUGAAUCCUACAUCAGAGGCAUGACUCGAACUCAAAGUGAAGGGGACCUCAGGCCCAAACCCAAAUCCUUCAUCCGGCCAGUGAUGAGUCGGCCGACCAUAAAGAAGACCGACCCAGUGGCCAAGUAUUUCCAGUAUAAGCAGCUGUGGGAAAUGUUCAAACUUCCAGGAGAGAAGGACCGGAAAGCUCUCCGCUGGGAGAUUAAGGAACGUCUUGCGUACCAGCCUCCACCACCCAAACCUCGGAGAGUUUACGUGCCCAACACCUACAUCGUGCCAACGGAGAAGAAACGCUCGGCGCUUCGCUGGGAGAUCAGGAACGAUUUAGCAAACGGCCUCCUUCCUCACAAAUUCAGCUAUCGAUUUUAGGCCUUUUGCGCUCCACAUGCCUUUUAGACACUUUUAAUAAAACUCUGCAUUUUUUAUUUUUAUCAUUGGCAUUAUUUAUUAAUGAUUUGUUGUUAAACAUAAUAAACACAUU